AUGUACAAGGCCGUCAUCCUGCCGAAGCUACUGUAUGGAGCGGAGACUUGGACGGUGUACACAAAACAGGCACGCCGACUGAACCACUUCCACCUCAGUUGUCUUCGUCGCAUCCUGAGGCUGAACUGGCCGGAUAGAAUCCCCGACACUGAUGUGCUAGAACGGAUGGGAAUCCUCAGCAUCUACGCCAUACUGAGACAAAUGCAGCUGCGCUGGAACGGCCACCUGGUGCGCAUGGACGACGAGCGAAUACCCAAACGACUCUUCUACGGAGACGUCGCGACGGGUUCUCGCCGUCAAGGAGGCCAAAUUCGCCGUUACAAGGAUACCCUGAAGUCCUCCCUGAAGUGCCUGCAAAUCAACCCGACCAACUGGGAGGAGCUCGCGUUCGAUCGACCGACAUGGAGGAGGGCAGUGAAGACAGGCGCUGCGAUCUACGAAGCCAACCGCAGCGCUGCCGCCAAAGCGAAACGUGAAGCCCGCAAAUCACAACUUCGCCCAGUAAGCAACGCCGCCGCACAACCGCUUCCAACGUGUCCUCGAUGUCAACGGACAUUCCGGGCUCGAAUCGGACUUGUUGGACAUCUUCGGAUCAACUGCGUCUCUCGAAUUGCACCAACUAUCGUGCCCCGCCCGCCUCCUCCUCCUCUCCGCCGCCAAGUAACUCUGUGAAUUGCACUGAACCACCACUCCCACCCUCCUCCUCCUCCUCUCCCUCAUCCUCAUCCACUGCUCCAACGACGGCCGCUCAGGCGACUAUCACGCGCGCAACAACCGCCACCACCACCACCUCCCCGUCUCCAGCGAUGAGGAUCAGGUCUACAACUGCCCUCACUGCGACCACACCUUCCCCUCACACAUCGGCCUGGUCGGUCACUUGCGAAUCCAUCGCACAGAGACUGGCGAACCAGUGCCUGGAGCACCAACCUAUACCCACCAAGCUCAACUCAACUGCCCACACUGCCCUCGCACCUUCACGCAUCGCAUGGGCCUAUUUGGCCACAUGCGCAUCCACGAGAGCAGCAUUGACCGCAGUCCCGACACACCCACCACAUCCAACACAUCCACCGUGCACACCCCCACCUUCGCUCCAUCCGUCUGCGCCACCACCACCACCACCAUCACCGCCGCCGCCUCCUCUGUAGCUGACACUGACACCGCAGACUUCUCAUGCCCACACUGUUCACGCACAUUCACCUCACGUAUCGGCCUGGUCGGUCACUUGCGAAUCCAUCGCACAGAGACUGGCGAACCAGUGCCUGGAGCACCAACCUAUACCCACCAAGCUCGACUCAACUGCCCACACUGCCCUCGCACUUUCACGCAUCGCAUGGGCCUAUUCGGCCACAUGCGCAUCCACGACGACCUGCGGUAG
Spirometra erinaceieuropaei is the source of this 1375-nucleotide messenger RNA. The record is from the annotation of a GenBank genome assembly. Lineage: Eukaryota; Metazoa; Platyhelminthes; Cestoda; Diphyllobothriidea; Diphyllobothriidae.